Molecule: messenger RNA, 711 nt
Organism: Komagataella phaffii GS115
Lineage: Eukaryota; Fungi; Ascomycota; Pichiomycetes; Pichiales; Pichiaceae
Exons: 1
Coding region: 1-711 (236 amino acids)
Cellular component (GO): zeta DNA polymerase complex
Source: RefSeq, a predicted model, not a curated record
AUGAAUUUGCAAACAGGCACUGACAGUAAGACUGCAAAUGCCUCGAAUGCGCCACCAGAAGAUGAAUUAGUACGAUUGCCUCAAAUAUACCAAAUGACGAUAGACUACAUACUCAUCUGGAUAGAACUGAUAUGGUACUAUAGGGGAUUGUAUCCAGCAGAAUCUUUCAAAGCCAAACAGGCAUUUUACACUAAGGUUUAUCAGAAUAGACAUCCAGAUUUACAGGCGUACCUUGAUGAUUUGAGAGGAGAUUUGAUGGACCUUCUCCAGAACGGGCAACUUUGUAAAAUCCAUCUAAGAAUCUUUGAACACAACAAGGUUAUUGAAAGUUACACCAUCAACGUGAUUAACUCUCCCAUCCUUUAUGAAUCGUUUGCCCUUGAAGAGGAUGUUAUCAUAUCUAACGAAGACUAUCCACUUGCUAUGAUAUAUGCUGAGUUCCAGGCAUCACUCAAUUCACUUAUUUCAGAGCUAUCAGGUAUAUCGAACCAAUAUCCUGUCAGUCAAACCCAAGAAGAUGACAAUUACAAGUUCAAGAUAUAUAUAUCCCCAAAUGCGGGUACCAAUGAUCUCUAUUCGAAGCUGGUAGUGAACGCUAAUUGGACGUUGACUUCACGGAGACCUCAAAAUGCCCCAGUUCAUUUGAACCGAGCACGAGCUGUUGAUCUGGGCUUCUUAAAUAUCCAGACAACUUUUAACAUAAGAAGUUAA